GGGAGAGAGGUAGUAGAGACACACCUCAAAGUCGGUGGAAUGAAUCAGUCAAGCUUAAAUAGACUGACAGCUCGGAGUUGUGCAUUCACACAAUGACGAUCACGGAAUGGCUCCACGUAUUGCCGCUACUAAGCCUUUUCACUGCAAAUUCACAUGCUCAGCUGGAUGUAUGUGGUAUCGCUUCACUGAACACCAGGAUAGUCGGAGGUGAAAAUGCUCCAGAAGGAAGUUGGCCUUGGCAGGCCAGCCUGCAGGAAUCUGACAGCCAUGUUUGUGGUGGUUCUCUCAUAAACAAAGAGUGGGUGUUGUCUGCUGCCCACUGCUUCUCCAGCACAAGCACCCUUGGAUGGUCAGUUUCUCUCGGUCUUCAGAACCUGCAGGGCAGCAACCCAAACGAAGUGUCCAGAACAGUUGACACAAUCAUUUUGCAUCCAGACUUUGACAGUUCCAGCUUCAACAACGACAUCGCCCUGCUCAGACUUUCCUCAGCAGUCCCAUUCACAGCCUACAUCAGACCUGUGUGUCUGGCAGCCAGUAGCAGUGAGUUCCACAAUGGUACCGAUAGCUGGGUCACUGGCUGGGGAACGGUCCAGGAGGGAGUGUCCCUCCCAUUCCCUCAAACGCUACAAGAAGUGGAGGUGCCAGUUGUGGGAAACAGACAGUGUAACUGCCUGAAUGGAGUAGGUUCAGUCACAGAUAACAUGAUCUGUGCUGGUGUUUUGGAAGGAGGGAAAGAUGCUUGUCAGGGGGACUCGGGAGGUCCCAUGAUGAGCCAGCAGGAUUCCAUCUGGGUCCAGUCCGGAAUUGUCAGUUUUGGAUUUGGCUGUGCUAGACCUAAUCUGCCGGGGGUUUAUGCCAGAGUAUCAAGUUACCAAUCCUGGAUCAACUCCCAUAUCAGUUCGGAUAAACCAGGCUUUGUCCACUUCAACUCCAGUGGGCUGGAUUCUGACAGCAACUACACAUGUCCUGGUCUACCACCUCCCAUUAUGCCGACUGAAGGACUAGUAACAACGGCAGAUCCAGGACCCAGUGUCUCAAGUGCUGAAUUGUGCGGCAUCCAAUCAGGAAAGACAAAGAUAGUUGGAGGUGAAGACGCUCGAGAAGGAAGUUGGCCUUGGCAGGCCAGUCUGCAGAAUUUCGGCCAUGUUUGUGGUGGUUCUCUCAUAAACAAAGAGUGGGUGUUGUCUGCUGCCCACUGCUUCUCCAGCACAAGCACCCUUGGAUGGUCAGUUUUUCUCGGUCUUCAGAACCUGCAGAGCAGCAACCCAAACCAAGUGUCCAGAACAGUUGACACAAUCAUUUUGCAUCCAGACUUUGACAGUUCCAGCUUCAACAACGACAUCGCCCUGCUCAGACUUUCCUCAGCAGUCCCAUUCACAGCCUACAUCAGACCUGUGUGUCUGGCAGCCAGUAGCAGUGAGUUCCACAAUGGUACCGAUAGCUGGGUCACUGGCUGGGGAACGGUCCAGGAGGGAGUGUCCCUCCCAUUCCCUCAAACGCUACAAGAAGUGGAGGUGCCAGUUGUGGGAAACAGACAGUGUAACUGCCUGAAUGGAGUAGGUUCAGUCACAGAUAACAUGAUCUGUGCUGGUGUUUUGGAAGGAGGGAAAGAUGCUUGUCAGGGGGACUCAGGAGGUCCCAUGAUGAGCCAGCAGGAUUCCAUCUGGGUCCAGUCCGGAAUUGUCAGUUUUGGAUUUGGCUGUGCUAGACCUAAUCUGCCGGGGGUUUAUGCCAGAGUAUCAAGUUACCAAUCCUGGAUCAACUCCCAUAUCAGUUCGGAUAAACCAGGCUUUGUCCACUUCAACUCCAGUGGGCUGGAUUCUGACAGCAACUACACAUGUCCUGGUCUUCCUCUUCCUGGUACAGCGGUUACUCCUACUGCAGAACCAGGGCCCAGCAUGUCAAGUGCUGAAUUGUGUGGCAUCAUUCCAUCAAACACAAAAAUAGUCGGAGGUGGAGAUGCUGAAGAAGGAAGUUGGCCUUGGCAGGCCAGUCUGCAGAAUUUCGGCCAUGUUUGUGGUGGUUCUCUCAUAAACAAAGAGUGGGUGUUGUCUGCUGCCCACUGCUUCUCCAGCACAAGCACCCUUGGAUGGUCAGUUUUUCUCGGUCUUCAGAACCUGCAGGGCAGCAACCCAAACGAAGUUUCCAGAACAGUUGACACAAUCAUUUUGCAUCCAGACUUUGACAAUUCCAGCUUCAACAACGACAUCGCCCUGCUCAGACUUUCCUCAGCAGUCCCAUUCACAGCCUACAUCAGACCUGUGUGUCUGGCAGCCAGUAGCAGUGAGUUCCACAAUGGUACCGAUAGCUGGGUCACUGGCUGGGGAACGGUCCAGGAGGGAGUGUCCCUCCCAUUCCCUCAAACGCUACAAGAAGUGGAGGUGCCAGUUGUGGGAAACAGACAGUGUAACUGCCUGAAUGGAGUAGGUUCAGUCACAGAUAACAUGAUCUGUGCUGGUGUUUUGGAAGGAGGGAAAGAUGCUUGUCAGGGGGACUCAGGAGGUCCCAUGAUGAGCCAGCAGGAUUCCAUCUGGGUCCAGUCCGGAAUAGUCAGUUUUGGAUUUGGCUGUGCUAGACCUAAUCUGCCGGGGGUUUAUGCCAGAGUAUCCCGCUAUCAAUCCUGGAUCAACUCCCAUAUCAGUUCGGAUAAACCAGGCUUUGUCCACUUCAACUCCAGUGGGCUGGAUUCUGACAGCAACUACACAUGUCCUGGUCUUCCUCUUCCUGGUACAGCAGUUACUCCUACUGCAGAACCAGGCCCCAGCAUGUCAAGUGCUGAAUUGUGUGGCAUCAUUCCAUCAAACACAAAAAUAGUCGGAGGUGGAGAUGCUGAAGAAGGAAGUUGGCCUUGGCAGGCCAGUCUGCAGAAUUUCGGCCAUGCUUGUGGUGGUUCUCUCAUAAACAAAGAGUGGGUGUUGUCUGCUGCCCACUGCUUCUCCAGCACAAGCACCCUUGGAUGGUCAGUUUUUCUCGGUCUUCAGAACCUGCAGGGCAGCAACCCAAACGAAGUGUCCAGAACAGUUGACACAAUCAUUUUGCAUCCAGACUUUGACAAUUCCAGCUUCAACAACGACAUCGCCCUGCUCAGACUUUCCUCAGCAGUCCCAUUCACAGCCUACAUCAGACCUGUGUGUCUGGCAGCCAGUAGCAGUGAGUUCCACAAUGGUACCGAUAGCUGGGUCACUGGCUGGGGAACGGUCCAGGAGGGAGUGUCCCUCCCAUUCCCUCAAACGCUACAAGAAGUGGAGGUGCCAGUUGUGGGAAACAGACAGUGUAGCUGCCUGAAUGGAGUAGGUUCAGUCACAGAUAACAUGAUCUGUGCUGGUGUUUUGGAAGGAGGGAAAGAUGCUUGUCAGGGGGACUCGGGAGGUCCCAUGAUGAGCCAGCAGGAUUCCAUCUGGGUCCAGUCCGGAAUUGUCAGUUUUGGAUUUGGCUGUGCUAGACCUAAUCUGCCGGGGGUUUAUGCCAGAGUAUCAAGUUACCAAUCCUGGAUCAACUCCCAUAUCAGUUCGGAUAAACCAGGCUUUGUCCACUUCAACUCCAGUGGGCUGGAUUCUGACAGCAACUACACAUGUCCUGGUCUUCCUCUUCCUGGUACAGCGGUUACUCCUACUGCAGAAUCAGGGCCCAGCAUGUCAAGUGCUGAAUUGUGUGGCAUCAUUCCAUCAAACACAAAAAUAGUCGGAGGUGGAGAUGCUGGAGAAGGAAGUUGGCCUUGGCAGGCCAGUCUGCAGAAUUCCGGCCAUGCUUGUGGUGGUUCUCUCAUAAACAAAGAGUGGGUGUUGUCUGCUGCCCACUGCUUCUCCAGCACAAGCACCCUUGGAUGGUCAGUUUUUCUCGGUCUUCAGAACCUGCAGAGCAGCAACCCAAACCAAGUGUCCAGAACAGUUGACACAAUCAUUUUGCAUCCAGACUUUGACAGUUCCAGCUUCAACAACGACAUCGCCCUGCUCAGACUUUCCUCAGCAGUCCCAUUCACAGCCUACAUCAGACCUGUGUGUCUGGCAGCCAGUAGCAGUGAGUUCCACAAUGGUACCGAUAGCUGGGUCACUGGCUGGGGAACGGUCCAGGAGGGAGUGUCCCUCCCAUUCCCUCAAACGCUACAAGAAGUGGAGGUGCCAGUUGUGGGAAACAGACAGUGUAACUGCCUGAAUGGAGUAGGUUCAGUCACAGAUAACAUGAUCUGUGCUGGUGUUUUGGAAGGAGGGAAAGAUGCUUGUCAGGGGGACUCAGGAGGUCCCAUGAUGAGCCAGCAGGAUUCCAUCUGGGUCCAGUCCGGAAUUGUCAGUUUUGGAUUUGGCUGUGCUAGACCUAAUCUGCCGGGGGUUUAUGCCAGAGUAUCUCGCUACCAAUCCUGGAUCAACUCCCAUAUCAGUUCGGAUAAACCAGGCUUUGUCCACUUCAACUCCAGUGGGCUGGAUUCUGACAGCAACUACACAUGUCCUGGUCUUCCUCUUCCUGGUACAGCGGUUACUCCUACUGCAGAACUGGAGCCCGGCAUGUCAAGUGCUGAAUUGUGUGGCAUCAUUCCAUCAAACACAAAAAUAGUCGGAGGUGGAGAUGCUGAAGAAGGAAGUUGGCCUUGGCAGGCCAGUCUGCAGAAUUUCGGCCAUGUUUGUGGUGGUUCUCUCAUAAACAAAGAGUGGGUGUUGUCUGCUGCCCACUGCUUCUCCAGCACAAGCACCCUUGGAUGGUCAGUUUUUCUCGGUCUUCAGAACCUGCAGAGCAGCAACCCAAACGAAGUGUCCAGAACAGUUGACACAAUCAUUUUGCAUCCAGACUUUGACAGUUCCAGCUUCAACAACGACAUCGCCCUGCUCAGACUUUCCUCAGCAGUCCCAUUCACAGCCUACAUCAGACCUGUGUGUCUGGCAGCCAGUAGCAGUGAGUUCCACAAUGGUACCGAUAGCUGGGUCACUGGCUGGGGAACGGUCCAGGAGGGAGUGUCCCUCCCAUUCCCUCAAACGCUACAAGAAGUGGAGGUGCCAGUUGUGGGAAACAGACAGUGUAGCUGCCUGAAUGGAGUAGGUUCAGUCACAGAUAACAUGAUCUGUGCUGGUGUUUUGGAAGGAGGGAAAGAUGCUUGUCAGGGGGACUCAGGAGGUCCCAUGAUGAGCCAGCAGGAUUCCAUCUGGGUCCAGUCCGGAAUUGUCAGUUUUGGAUUUGGCUGUGCUAGACCUCAUCUGCCGGGAGUUUAUGCCAGAGUAUCUCGCUACCAAUCUUGGAUCAACUCCUAUAUCAGUUCCGAUAAACCAGGCUUUGUCCACUUCAACUCCAGUGGGCUGGACUCUGACAGCAACUACACAUGUCCUGGUCUUCCUCUUCCUGGUACAGCGGUUACUUCUACUGCAGAACCAGGGCCCAGCAUGUCAAGUGCUGAAUUGUGUGGCAUCAUUCCAUCAAACACAAAAAUAGUCGGAGGUGGAGAUGCUGAAGAAGGAAGUUGGCCUUGGCAGGCCAGUCUGCAGAAUUUCGGCCAUGCUUGUGGUGGUUCUCUCAUAAACAAAGAGUGGGUGUUGUCUGCUGCCCACUGCUUCUCCAGCACAAGCACCCUUGGAUGGUCAGUUUUUCUCGGUCUUCAGAACCUGCAGAGCAGCAACCCAAACCAAGUGUCCAGAACAGUUGACACAAUCAUUUUGCAUCCAGACUUUGACAGUUCCAGCUUCAACAACGACAUCGCCCUGCUCAGACUUUCCUCAGCAGUCCCAUUCACAGCCUACAUCAGACCUGUGUGUCUGGCAGCCAGUAGCAGUGAGUUCCACAAUGGUACCGAUAGCUGGGUCACUGGCUGGGGAACGGUCCAGGAGGGAGUGUCCCUCCCAUUCCCUCAAACGCUACAAGAAGUGGAGGUGCCAGUUGUGGGAAACAGACAGUGUAACUGCCUGAAUGGAGUAGGUUCAGUCACAGAUAACAUGAUCUGUGCUGGUGUUUUGGAAGGAGGGAAAGAUGCUUGUCAGGGGGACUCAGGAGGUCCCAUGAUGAGUCAGCAAAAUUCCAUCUGGGUCCAGUCCGGAAUAGUCAGUUUCGGAUAUGGCUGUGCUAGACCUAAUCUGCCGGGAGUUUAUGCCAGAGUAUCUCGCUACCAAUCCUGGAUCAACUCCCAUAUCAGUUCCGAUAAACCAGGUUUUGUCCACUUCAACUCCAGUGGGCUGGAUUCUGACAGCAACUACACAUGUCCUGGUCUACCACCGCCUGUUACUAGUGGUACCAUUACUGCAGGACCAGUGCCCAGCACCCAAAGUACUGUAUCAACAACUUCCCAACCAGCAACUCCCCAACCAGCAACUCCCCAACCAGCAACUCCAAGUCCUGCUGAGGAAGUGUGCGGCACAGCUCCUUUGAACACUCGUGUAGAUGGUGACCGUGGAGUUGUACCAGGAGGAACCUGGCCUUGGGUGGUUCGUCUCCACAAAAGCGGGUCCUUCGCUUGUGGAGGAUCGCUCAUCACUUCCACAUUCAUUCUCACUUCCGCUGAAUGUUUCUCUGGCUCCAAUCCAACUGCCAGUGACUGGACGGCGUAUUUGGGUCCGAAACUUGUCGAUGGCAUAGAGGAGUUUGAAAUGACUAUGAACAUUGAAAAGAUUACAAUGAGCGAAAUGACAGGUUUCAAUAUUGCGGUGCUGCAACUCACAAAAGCAGUCAGCUUCAGUGAUUACAUCCAGACGGUGUGUUUGGACAUCACCGAUGCAACAACCUUCCCUGUUGGAACUCGCUGUUGGGUUGCCGGAUGGGGGCAGGUGACUAAACAGAAAAGCGAUGCAAGAGCUGAUGAAAGUCUAAGAGACCUUGAGACUGGAGUAAUAAGUUGCAAUAGUGCUGAUCAGGACAACAUUUGUACUCCUAGCUUGGACAUUCAACAGAGGGAUGAGGGUGGUCCGCUGCUCUGCAAGUCAGAUUCAUCUUGGUUCCAGGUGGCCGUUGUUACAGCAAGUCAAAGUCAAUCCCUCCGCAACGACAUUCAGAUCUUUUCCAGGACCAUGCGUUUUGGAUCAUUCUUGAAGGAAACGGUUGGUGAUUUGCCAUCUCCAGAACCUUCUUCGUCAGCAGGUGCACCACUUUGCUAUGGGUCCCUGGUCCUAUGUUUCUUUGGGACUUUGACAUCAAGCUACCUGGUGCUGUAUCAUGGAACUGCUUGAGACUAUUCUUUGACCUUCAACCUCCUAGUAGUUAAAGCGCUGAAGAUACAUUUCCACCAUGCAUCAUUGUUACAUUGUUGUAGACUCCUAUAGAACAGCUAUACACAAUAACUCGCACAGAAAGCUUCCUAGAUCUUCUAGAAUCUGCACCUAUUCCAACUGUAUUUGUUUGGAUUUUUUGCUUCCCAUGAAAACAGUGUUUUAAUGUAUCACGCCUGUGAUUGGUCACACUCCUAAGUGCUCUGGAUUUUCUUUGCCACCCUUCAACAUCCUAGUAGUUAAAGCGCUGAAGAUACAUUCCCAUAAUGCAUCAUUGUUACAUUGUUGUAGACUCCUAUAGAGCAGCUAUACACAAUAACCCACACGGAAAGCUUCCGAGAUCUUCUAGAAUCUGCGCCUAUUCCAACUGUAUUUGUUUGGAUUUUGUGCUUCCCAUGAAAACAGUCUGUUUUAAUGUAUAUUACACCUGUGCUUGGUCACACUCCCAAGUGCUCAUGAGGACUUCAGAAUAGCCGCUGAACCCAACUUCAUAGGAGUUGGUAAUGAAUGGCGAUUUAUCUUUUUAAAGUGUCCGCUACAUACAGCUGUAUGUGUUGGAUCCCGAUCCGAUCCGGAAGUAGAGAGUGGACAUUCCGAAGUUGCUCAAGAAAAGGUUACUUAAUGACUGACGUCUCUGAAUGGUAAUUAGCUUUAGCAUUUUAGCGUUUUCUACAGCAUUUUAAAAUGUCUUUUUUUUUACUGUUUAAAUUUAGCAAGUUUCUAUUUUUCAUCAUUAUAUUUGUAAUAGUUAGCCAAUACAAAAUACUUAUAUGUUUACUUACUAACUUAAUAAUACUUUUUUUAUGAUCGAUGCUACUAUGCAAUUCUAUACCAGUGCAAACUCCAAGCACAAUAGUUCACCUCUCACAGGGCAUUUUCAUUAAAAUACUAAUUUUCAUAAAUAACAUAUUUCAAUUUAAAAUUACUCUUAUAAAUGUAUUAUAAAUGUUUAUUUACAUUUGCCAUAUUAAUAUCAGGAAGUAGAGACGAAGUUGCUCAAUUAAAGGUUACUUUAAGACGUCUCUGAAUGGUAAUUAGCUUUAGCAUUUUAGCGUUUUCGACAGCAUCGGUAACGUGUAAAGUGAUCAUUACGUGUUUUUUGCGGGACUACCAGUGUUAGUGUUACUAGGUUAGACCCACUCAUUGUAGUAGGAAUGAACUGUUCAUUCAUUUUAUUAAAAGUUUAAGUCCAAAA
This is a messenger RNA of Doryrhamphus excisus (bluestripe pipefish), 8370 nucleotides long. NCBI's taxonomy places the organism in Eukaryota, Metazoa, Chordata, Actinopteri, Syngnathiformes, Syngnathidae. The record is from RefSeq and is a predicted model, not a curated record.